Stegastes partitus (bicolor damselfish) is the source of this 1733-nucleotide messenger RNA. RefSeq names its product anaphase promoting complex subunit 15 (gene anapc15). Gene Ontology annotation, cellular component: anaphase-promoting complex. The coding region runs from base 74 to 442 and encodes 122 amino acids. Gene Ontology annotation, biological process: regulation of mitotic cell cycle spindle assembly checkpoint. Lineage: Eukaryota; Metazoa; Chordata; Actinopteri; Pomacentridae. The transcript is spliced from 5 exons. The record is from RefSeq and is a predicted model, not a curated record.
CGAACACCGGCAGCUUCCGGUCAAAUUUGUUUUGAAUUUUUUUUUAAAAAGCUGGAGCGAGACAUUGUCAGACAUGUCCACACUGUUCCCCUCUUUGCUCCCCCGGAUAACGGAGUCGCUGUGGUUUAACCUGGACCGGCCAUGUGUGGACGAGACCGAGCUGCACCAGCAGGAGCAGCAGCACCAGACCUGGUUGCAGAGCAUUGCUGAGAAAGACAACAACCUGAUGCCCAUUGGGAAACCUAUUUUUGAGGCGGGCUAUGAAGAGGAGGAAGAAGAGGAUGACGAGGAUGAAGAGGACAGUGAGGAAGACUCUGAAGAUGAGGAAGACAUGCAGGACAUGGAUGAGAUGAACGACUACAACGAGUCACCUGAUGACGGCGAGAUCAAUGAGGUGGAUAUGGAAGGACCAGACCAAGACCAAGAUCAAUGGAUGAUUUAAGACAAUUUUAGUCUCCAUCAAACCUUUUGGCCCUGGAUAUCUGCUCCUUACCUAAAGUAUGACUGCUGCCCCUUCAAUCUGUGGACAAAAAUAUAGUUGAAACACCACAGAAUACUUUAGAGGAAGGUCAGUGCAUUUGUCUAAUUCAAGCUGCAAUCAGUCAGUCGUCGGCCUAGUGACCACUGGACAUUGUUGGACGUUGCUGUGGGUGUUGCUGCCUGUCACACGUUUAUAUGCUGGUGUGAAAAAGUAGCUGCACAGGUGUAUGCUUCAGCGCCUGUGUACACAUCAUGUUUUGUGUUGUUUUGAGUGGCAGCCUACGACUCUGGUAAGUACAUUUAACCAUUCAACCAGUUGAAAAACAGUUGGAGACAAACUCAGUGCUGUUGUUUUGCAUCAAUGCAAUGGCAGCUGGGGCCCAGUGAUCUCUCAUUUAAACUUUAACCCUGUCAUAUCAUCAGUCAUGUGCUGCUGAUUUUCACAGCAGCUGACUGAGCACAAACAAGUUCAGUCAGCAAAAUAAUUUGUUACCUAUGAAAAGGACCCAUAGAUACUUCACCAUAUAUUCUGUUUCAUUGGACUGCUGUGUGAGUUGCUGAUGUUUUAUUACAGAUGUCAUACCUUUGGUGAAACAGUCAUAAAAGACGUCAUAAAAUCAUGUUACGCUAGGUGAAACAAAUUUAAAUAUUUUUGACCUAUGUCCAAAGCAUACGCUGCCCAUUCUCAUGAAGAAAUGUUCAUAGAAUUAUCAGCACACACGGUCCCUAUUUAAAUUCUGUCAUGUUUGUGUUACAGAAUUGUUUACCAAGACUUUGAUUAUUUGUACUGAAAUUAUUGAAGAUUUUGACUGUUUGUAUUAAAUUAUUUUCAUCAGGCCAUGUUUUUGCUUUUCUACAUUUUGGUUUCUGAUGAAUAAAUAACAAAAUGUCACAUGGCAGUGAGCAGUGUAAGCUGGAUUUAUGUUGACUCAUUGUUUGUUAUGAAGUAAAUAUAAAGACUAAUACUGAUAAAUUCACUUGAAUUUGGUAAUUGGUUGAUAUUUUGGUGUCCACAAUGCUCGGCUUUACUAAAUGACAGUUUUCAGUAUUAACGUUUUACGUCAGUUCUCCAAGUUUUUGUUAAAUUUAUUAUGAAUUUGUUCUAUAAAUAUAAAAUACAUUUUUCUGCAACAAACCAGCAAUUUUUUUUUUAAAGAUACAUUUAUGUUUAUUACUUUUUUGACAGAAGAUUGUGACAAGUAACAAAGAUUCUCAGCAAAAUUAAAAGGUGAACAUUGUGCACGUUGGAUUAU